Calidris pugnax (ruff) is the source of this 4034-nucleotide messenger RNA. It is a transcript of the gene KLHL21, whose product is annotated as kelch like family member 21. Lineage: Eukaryota; Metazoa; Chordata; Aves; Charadriiformes; Scolopacidae. Bases 562 to 2376 code for a protein of 604 amino acids. The record is from RefSeq and is a predicted model, not a curated record. Gene Ontology annotation, molecular function: protein binding. The transcript has 5 exons.
CCGGUGCCGGGGGUUGAUGUAGCCGAGCUUUGCCUUCAAUACCAGGCUGCAGCGUGGGGAUGGGGGGGCUCCGAGAGGGUGUCCCCCUGGAACACCCCCCCCGCGCCCUGCUCUUCAGGAAAGGGCUCCUUAAAUAGCACCGAGGCUGCUCCUCGGGGCACCCUGUCCCGGAGACGUGGCGCCCGGGGGCUUAGGGGGGCCACGUUGGCAGAGCUCUCCGGGGGGUAGGGAGCUCUGCUCGGCUCCUGUGAGCCUGCCUUAAUCCCGGGAAACUUCAACACGGGCUUCUUAAAAUUAUAAUUAGACUGAGGCUGCUGGCAGCGCCAGCUCGUUAUGCAACCGCCGUGACGGGGGAAGGAGGAUGUUUUCCAGGGCUGUUUAGUUCAUCCCUGCUUCCCAGCCGGAGGACGUUUCUCCCUGACCUAACCCACCUUUUUCUUUCUUUUUUUUUUGAAUUUUUAAUUUCUCACCUCUCUCUCCUGCGAGCUGCUCUCGGGGCUCGAUCCCCAGGGGCUCCGCGCAGGGAGUGACGCGGCGUGUGCUCCCUCCCGCAGGAACGGCAUGGCAGCCAGCACCGGUGGCGGCGGCGGCGGGACGGCGGCGACGGCAGCGGCAACGGGGGAACCGGCGCACGCGGUGUCGCUGCUGCGGGGCCUGAGCGCGCUGCGUGCGGAGAGGAGCCUGCUGGACGUGACGGUGGUGGCGGGCGGCAGGGAAUUCGGGGCACACCGCGCCGUCCUGGCUGCCGCCUCCGGUUAUUUCCGCGCCAUGUUCGGCGGGGCGCUGCGGGAGGCGAGGGCCGAGCGGGUUCGGCUGCACGGCGUGGAGCCCGAGUGCUUGGCUCGCCUCCUCGACUUCGCUUACACCGGCCGGGUGGGCGGGCUGGGCCCCGACAUCGCCGAGCGCCUGCUGCGUGCCGCCGACCUGCUGCAGUUCCCCGCCGUCAAGGAGGCCUGCGGGGCCUGGUUGGCACGCCAGCUGGAGCCUGCCAACGCCUUGGACAUGCAGGACUUCGCCGAAGCCUUCGCCUGCCCGGCGCUGGCGGCUGCCGCCCACCGCUUCGUCCUGCGGCACGUGGGCGAGCUGGGCGCCCAGCUGGAGCGGCUGCCGCUGCCGCGCCUCCUCUCCUACCUGCGGGACGACGGGCUCUGCGUCCCCAAGGAGGAGGCCGUUUUCCAGCUGGCGCUGCGCUGGGUACGCGCCGACCCGGCUGCCCGUGCCCCGUUGUUGCCGCAGCUGCUGGCCCACGUCCGCCUGCCCUUCGUGCGCCGCUUCUACCUGCUGGCCCACGUGGAGGGCGAGCCGCUGGUGGCCCGUUGCCCGCCCUGCCUGCGCCUCCUGCGUGAGGCACGCGACUUCCAGGCCGCCCGCCUCGACCGGCACGACCGGGGGCCCUGUGCCCGUAUGCGCCCUCGCCCCUCCACCGGCCUGGCCGAGAUCCUGGUCCUCGUCGGAGGCUGCGACCGCGACUGCGAUGAGCUCGUCACCGUCGACUGCUACAACCCCCGCACCGGGCACUGGCGCUACUUGGCCGAGUUCCCCGAGCACCUGGGAGGGGGCUACAGCGUCGCGGCCCUGGGCAACGACAUCUACGUCACCGGAGGCUCGGACGGGUCGAGGCUGUACGACUGUGUCUGGAGGUACAACUCCAGCGUGAACGAGUGGACGGAGGUGUCCCCCAUGCUGAAAGCCAGAGAGUACCACAGCUCCACCGUGCUGGACGGGCUGCUCUACGUCAUCGCCUCCGACAGCACGGAGCGCUACGACCACUCAGUGGACACCUGGGAGGCCCUCCAACCCAUGCUCUACCCCAUGGACAACUGCUCCACCACCUCCUGCCGCGGCAAGCUCUUCGCCAUCGGCUCCCUGGCCGGCAAAGAGUCCAUGGUCAUCCAGUGCUACGACCCCGACAGCGACCUCUGGUCCCUUGUCAACUGUGGCCACCUGCCCCCCUGGUCCCUGGCCCCAAAGACCGUCACUCUCAACGGCCUCAUGUACUUCAUAAGAGAUGACUCGGCUGAAGUGGAUGUUUACAACCCAACGAAGAACGAGUGGGAUAAAAUCCCUGCCAUGCUCCAGGUCCACGUUGGGGGCAGCGUGGCCGUGCUGGGUGGGAAGCUCUACGUCUCUGGUGGCUACGAUAACACCUUUGAACUCUCGGAUGUCCUGGAGGCCUACGACCCCGAGACACGAACGUGGAGCGUGGUGGGCCGCCUCCCCGAGCCCAUCUUCUGGCACGGCAGCGUCAGCAUAUUCCGACAGUUCAUGCCCGAAACCACCCAGGAGGAUGACAGCAUCACGCUGGUGGACAACACCAUCAACCUCAACAGGCAGCGCCAAAACCUUCACGACCAGAACCUUAACGAGCUUCGUUAGCGGGGGGAAGGUGCUGUGUGUGUCCCCCCCCCCCACACACCUCUGGCUCCACGCGAGUUCGUUUUGUGUUGCUUUGAGAGAAGGCAGAGGCAAAGGAAACACAAACGUACUGAGGAGAGAGGGAGUGGAAAUUUUGGAAUGCUUGACAUGCUGCUGCGGAGCCGCCGCCACCGAGCGAGGCCGAGGGACCCGAGGGGUGAACUCUGAGGAAAAGCGACCGCCUUCGACGUCACCGCAGCAUCGCAGCUCACGGCCUUUCACUGGGAGCUCCUUCACCCUGUCAUUGCUUCCUUUGCCACCAAACUCCUUUCUUCCCUUGCUUUUUGGGGAGGGGUCUGUCUGGUAGGACGCUGGUCUGGCCCCCACCUCUGUUCUGUGCCUGGGAGGAGGACACAGAACCUGAGCAACGUCCUCCUCUGCCUGGCUGGAGGGGAAAGGCCUUCCCAGGAGAGCUGGAGGUUCUUGGUGGGAUGAGUGUCAUAGGAGAAGGUGGCCCUUCUGGUUCCUCAGUUCCCAUUCCUGCCUUCAGGAGGGACUGGUGUCCUGCAGGAGGGACCCCCCCCAAGCUUUACCUUUCCCUUUGUCUGAACUUCUUCAGUUCUUCUGGGAUUUUGGUGGUUUGGUGUUUUUUUUUUAAGUUGCCGCAUUGAAAGUUUGCAGGUAUUUGUUUUCCAACCCUUCAAAGCACGGCACUUUUUCCUUCGAAGAAGAAACAUCCUUAUUUAUCUUCAAUCCCAUUCUCUGGAGAAUGGGAUUCUCUCCCAUUCAGCUGGAGGAGAAAGGGAGAAGCCACUUUCACCCCGUAGCUGGCCCCGAGGGGUGACUCUGUGGGGCAGAGCGACCCCGGGCAGCGAGGACCGUUUGACAUUUCUUUGCUGUUUUUAAGGAAGAAAGUGGGUGUUGUGCUAUUUUAGGAAAAAAAACCCAACCCUUAGAGGGAAAGGUGAGUGCAGCUUCCUCAGGAGGGUCGCCCUGAUGCAGAAUCACCUCCUGGGAAGGACCCACCAGCCCUUUGGGGGGGUCUCACACCCCGGGGUCGCAGCAGCUCUUGGGGAAAAAGCCACUGGGGUGUUCCAGGGAAGGUGUAGGAGUUAGUCCGAGUGUUGCCGAUUGAAAGGUAGUUAUUUUAGAGGUUUGUUUUUUUUUUCUUCUUUUUGUUUGAGGUUUGCUGUUGGUUUUUUUUUGGCCUGUGUAAGAUUUGCCUUUAUCCUCGCCCGAGCGACCCCGCGGGCUUGGGCUGCGGUUCCUCUCUCUGCUGGAGCUGAAGGGGAGCCGCCAGGAAUUUUUACUCCUGGAAUGUUUCUUGAACAAGCAAACGGCUAAAACUGGGGGGGGUGGGAAGGGGGGGUUGUGUGGCUCAGCCAAAAACAACCAUUGAACCUUCAGGAGAACUGAAAUGUGACAACGCUGGAGCAUCAUCUGGGAGUGUUUGCUCCUUCCAUCCUUCCUCUAUAACCAAUAGGAAAAAAAAUAUCUGAAUUUAAACUUGAGCUGGGAGGGAAAUCCCCCAUGUGGGAGGGUGCCGGGGGGGCGGGGGGGCAGUGUCACAGCCCCACAAGCUUUGAAGAAAUGGGGUUUCCUCAAAAGUUGGAAAAGCUGCUCCUGAAACCCUGGUGGAGACUUUGACGGUGCCUCGAAACGGCCACGGAUUCAAAGCU